Molecule: messenger RNA, 1113 nt
Organism: Dufourea novaeangliae
Lineage: Eukaryota; Metazoa; Arthropoda; Insecta; Hymenoptera; Halictidae
Gene: Df31
Exons: 3
Coding region: 165-536 (123 amino acids)
Source: RefSeq, a predicted model, not a curated record
AAUCAGUGUGCGAGUCUCUCUGCCAUUUGCGCGUCGGUACGCGACUACGCGGCAGUGGUGAUACCAGAAUUCUACGUCUGCUUACCGGUGCGUAGAAACGCAGGCCUUAUUAAGUGCGUUUGGUAGACAAAUACUUUAUCAACUUCACAAUUAAAUCUAUCACCAUGGCGGAUACAGAAACUAAGGAUACCAAAGUUGCAUCCACUCCAGAAAAGAAGGUUGUAGAAGAAGAAAAGAAACCUAUUCAGGAAGUUGAUGAAGAUUCAAAGACAUCAGAGAAUGGAGAAGCAAAGGAAACCAAAGAAAAUGGUGCAAAUGAAGAGAAAGAGUUAAAUGAUAAGGAACCAGAAUCAACAGAAAAUGGUGAUUCUACAGAUGCUCCUGUUGACAACUGUUGUAUAAAGAGGAAGUCUACAGCUUUAAGUGAUACAACAGAAGAUACUGCAACUGAUGUUGCAAGUCCUGAAAAAAAAAAGAAACUGGACGAAAAGUGUGCUGAAACAGAAAGCAAUGGAGAAGCAGAAACCACGGCCUAAUAUUUUUUAUGUUCACUGCAGACUUAAUCCAUAGAUGCAAUUUUAACAGUUAACUGUGAAAUCAAAACAGUCAAAAUUUGUUCUCACUGCAUCCUCAAGACAAACGGGCAUAAAAAACAAGAACCUGAAUUAUGUGUUAAUGACUCUGUGUUCAGAUAUUUGUGUGUUUAUUACAACCAUUUUUGUGAGUCUAAUUGGCUAUAGCAUUGCAUACAUCCAUAGCAUCAUCAUACAUUUCUAUCUUAAAUUACCACCAUUAAUGUUUCCUGUUUUCCAUACUGGCGUCUAUAUACGGAUAUUCACCUAGUAUUAGAUUUUCAAAGGAAGGGAGAUAUAAAUAAUACUAGUAAUAAUAUAUUUCUGAUUCAUGAAGAUAGAUGAUGGCGUGGUGCUUGAGAAAGAUAUGGAAAAUAUUCCGUACAGAGUUCUCAUUAUUUCUAAUGCACGGACAUGCAUAUACAUAGACACUUCAUAUCAGAGAUUGAAGAAACAAUAUUUUUCUGCAAAUCAAAAUACAUUCCUGAAAGAAACACAGUUUGCCCAAGGAUUGUUAAUAUUUACUGGCAAAAAUUAGAAA